CGAGUGGACAACAAGGACAAACUGGACACCGAUCCCCCGGAUGCCAAGGACCUUCUGCAAAUCCUAAAAGCCAUUAAUUUUGACCCCUGGGUGGAAGACCUCUUUACGGACGCCUUUAAUGCCGUCGGCCCCGUUCUCAUGAUGGCAGUCCACGUUCUCGUCAUCAACUGCCUCAUGCACAACCCGGAUGCUUUUGCAGAGCGGAUGGUUCGAGCUGCCACCUCCGAAAAAUUCAAGGCGGGCCCAACGUUCAAAAACAUGAUGCGGUAUCUCAUCGACAACAUCUUGAUUAGGCGCCGCACCAUCAAAAGAUCCACCAACGACUGCGAUACAGCAGCGUAUUUGGAAGAGGAAGAUGAUGACAGCCAUCAAGCACGGCCCAGCAGAUCCAGAAGGAGCCUGGCCCAUGCCGAUCCAACAACCCAAGGCUCCUCUGCUGGACCAUCCAUAUCCCGAAGACGUGUGGGCUUACCGUCUACAGACAGAGGUAGGACAAACAAGAGGCCAACAGCAACCACUUCAAGGAGACGUCCAUCCACCCUCGAAGUAAGUGGAAUAAGUGCCCUAGCCAAGAGCAACGACGAUGCCGAGGGCAAGGCAAACAAGCAGAUAUCAGCCCAGCCCUGUCGACGAAGACGAGGACUUCUCCCAGGACCAUGA
Porites evermanni is the source of this 660-nucleotide messenger RNA. Lineage: Eukaryota; Metazoa; Cnidaria; Anthozoa; Scleractinia; Poritidae. The record is from the annotation of a GenBank genome assembly.